Tarenaya hassleriana is the source of this 890-nucleotide messenger RNA. RefSeq lists its product as uncharacterized. The record is from RefSeq and is a predicted model, not a curated record. Lineage: Eukaryota; Viridiplantae; Streptophyta; Magnoliopsida; Brassicales; Cleomaceae. The transcript has 4 exons. The coding region runs from base 43 to 651 and encodes 202 amino acids.
GAAGAACCCGAGAGGAGCUUGACGGGAAGCGUCGGAGAGAAAAUGCUUCGGCGCGGAGGCACGUGGGUCGAGUUCUCGACCCGGUUGAAGCUUGGGAGGAUCCGAAACCUCUGCACCAGACACGAAAAUGGCGGCAAGAAAGCCGAGGAGAUCGAAUCUAGGGUUGCUCACUACAAUGAGACGUACAAGAAACUGGAGAACCUCGAUUUCAUGACCGCUGCGAAGAUCUUGUUCACCGAGCCACCGAAGAAGAAGAAAUUCGGGUUGGAUUUCCAUCUCGUCCAACUUUUCUUCGCUUGCUUGCCAUCGUUGGCUGUAUAUCUAGUUGCUCAGUAUGCUCGUCGUAAAAUGAAGCUGAUGGAUGCUGAACUGGAAGAGAAGAAGAAGAAGAAAGAAGAUGAACAGAAGGCAAGAGAAGAAGCAGAAACGGUGGCACUGGAAGAACAAGAAAGAUCCAAGUCCGAAGCAGAGCUUGCAGAAGUGAAAGAGAGACUGAUCAAGAUCGAAAAGACCAUAAAGGAGAUUGUUGUAGAAUCAAAGAAACACUCAGGUGACAAUCCAUCUACAACCCAAGCUCAAAGUGGGAGAUGCAAACCGACAGAGGGAUCACAAGAUAAAUCAGAAUCGAGCAAAGAAAACCCGGGAAAAUAGAAGGCUGUUGAACGGAAUCCGCAUCCGGGUAAAGGGAAAGCAAAUCAACCAGCACCAGAUUCAGACAAUCAGAAAGGAAAGAUGCGGAAUGGUAGAUGAACAUUCUCUUCAUUUUGUUCCUUCCUAUUGUUUUGAUCCUUGGUGUAGUUCUUACAAGUAACUUAUGACAAUAUCAUUUCGCUUGUAGUUAUAGUUUACAAUCUUACAGUUUCGUUUUUUUGUCCACUUGAAGGUAUUUU